Messenger RNA from Oncorhynchus keta (chum salmon), 3827 nucleotides. RefSeq lists its product as uncharacterized. Lineage: Eukaryota; Metazoa; Chordata; Actinopteri; Salmoniformes; Salmonidae. Gene Ontology annotation, molecular function: lipid binding. Gene Ontology annotation, biological process: lipoprotein metabolic process; lipid transport. The record is from RefSeq and is a predicted model, not a curated record. The transcript has 5 exons. Bases 274 to 2058 code for a protein of 594 amino acids. Gene Ontology annotation, cellular component: membrane; extracellular region.
CUUUCCUCAAUGUGUACCCCGGAUACGGUGGGAUACCACUCCUCGCGCUCACAAUGUUUUCCGCGACCUCCCGAUUUACAAAUGAAGUACUGUGUUUGCGCAUGUAGCUAUGCGAUGUCUGUGAAUCCUAAUUCAAAAGGAUUUCAGAACAGAAAUGUAGACUUUUAUUUUUCAUGCCUGUGAUUUUAUUUGUAUUUUUAAUCCAUAGUUCCAUUGGACAUACACUGGGGACAAGGCAACACUGUUCAGUAACGAUAUCAGCCAAACCAGGAAAUGUCCAAACACAGGGAAAGCAUCAUGUCACGAUCAGCGUUAACAAGGGAGCUCUUGGGCCAGUACAUCUCAGACACCCUCAGCCACAUUCACACAGUGAGGGAGUUCUGUGACAGGCAUUCCAAAUGGGCCCUUCAGAGGGAGACAGAACUGGAAAUGAUGAGGGACAUCAAGGAGAGGGCAGAGAGAAUUGACCUGAAGUUCGACCAUGUCCGUAAGUCGGCGACCAAGGCCAAGGCGUUUGGGGAGUUCGUAUGGAGCGGUCUGACCCAGGUGACUGCAGACAGUAGGCGUGAGGAGCUGGAGAAGGAGCUGGGAGCUGUACUAAAGGACACUCUGGGAGGCCUGGAGAAGCUGGAUUACUUCCUGAAUGCUGUGGAGUGUCUGGCGGUCACCUGUCUGUUGGUGUUUGAGGAGAACAGGUUCCUCUGUCUGCCUCAGGGGACGAGCCCUGCCAGUGUUCAGGCUGUCAUCAUUGCUGCCAGAAUGGCCUGCCCUCUCCUCAUCCAUUUUAAGAGGGAUGCUAAGGCUUUCUUUAUGCCCAGCCUCCUCAAUGUAGAGGUGCUGGCCUGCCAACUGGAUAGAUACAUACAAAUCAGCCAGGAGGUCUGUAAAAGGAUGGAGAAGGGAUUACAGAUCCGACCAGAGUCUGAGAAUAAACUUGGUAGCUACAUCAGUCAAAUGCUGUUUUGGAAAAAGAAGAAUGACAUCCCUGUGGUCAACCUUGGUGCUGAUGUGCGGGAAGAGUCCAUACAAAAUAUGCUGGACCAUUUGAAUCAGCUGAGUGAUAUCAGGAUGGACCAGAACCUCAGACUGACAUUCCUGUUCCAAGGGGCUGCUCAGCGCUUCAUUGGUCAGUUCAGCCAGUGCCGACCCAGAAUGGAGCAGUUUCUGACCGAGUUGGAGGAGAAUGCUGUGCAGCUGGACAGGAUGAAGCUGGGGGCUAAGAUCUCCAGUGUGGCAGGCAGCUCAGUGGGGGUGGCUGGAGGGAUCCUAACCAUCGUGGGCUUAGCCCUGACCCCUGUCACUGGUGGAGUGUCACUGGCCCUCACAAUUGCAGGGGCCAGCCUGGGGCUCACCAGUGGGGUCAACAGUAUAACCACUGGUAUCACAGAGAUGAAGGUCAAUAGCAUCCAUGAGAAGAAAGCCAGUGAAAUAUUUCAGAGUUUCAUGGAGGAUGUAGAGAGUCUUCAGGAGUGUCUGGAGGAUGUGGCCAGGAAUAUGGAGCCCAUCCUGGGGCAAAGCGGGGUGGAUGUCGUGCUGGGAGCAGGGAACGUGAUUUUCACAGCCGGGGCCAUCAGAAAAGGCAUCGACACCAUAAUAGACUGUGCCUCAGCUCUGAGUGUGAAGACCUUUGCAAAUGAAGAUCUGAUCGCAAGCGCUGGUAAGCUGGUGCUCCAGGAAGGCAAAGCAGCACGAAACCUACCCAAGCUAGCAGGGGACAUCCCGGACAUUGGACAGGUGGCCAAAGGCACCCCACUAGCACUCUCCAGCUCGGCGCGGGCUGGUUUUAUCACUCUCAACGCCCUCUUCAUUGGCCUGGAUGUCUUCUUCAUCUGUAAAGACAGCGUCAGCCUGGCCAAAGGCAGCAAGAGUGAGAGAUCCCAGCUCAUCCGUGCCAGAUCAGCAUUGUGGCGCACAGAGUUGGACUCCUGGCAGAGGAUCCAUGACUCGCUGUGUAGAGGAAUUUGGAAGUCCAGGAAGUGCCAGAGAAUCCUGGAGCAGCCAUUUUACCCUCUGGAGCAUAAUCUGAAAGAGAAAAAAUCAAUGUGUAUCACGCAGUAGGACAACAUCAAAUACUUACCAGUUUUAAGUUAGGGCCUCUCAAACAUACUGUACAGUGGCACAUGUAAUGUUCAACAGUCAAAAAUAGAUGGUGACACAAAGCACUUUUUCAAUUUGUAUGAAUCAUUCUAUACACGAGUCUAUAAAACAAAAAUAAGGUAAUUUGAUGAAAUGUAUUCAGUUUACUUGUUCAGAGUAGUCUGUUUAAUGUCAUGCCCUGUUUACAAUGAUGUGUUCAGUCAAUACUGAAAGUGAAAUAUAAUGUUUCUAUGAUUGUGAUUCUGAUUUGUACCUUCAUACACAGAAGACUCACAUUCCUCACUUCAGCAGUAGUUGAAGAUGUCUUGCUAACAGGCAAUGAAACAUGUUAGUACAAUUUAUUCUGAUGUUGACUUGUGUGGAAAUGUUAUGUCAUGUCUGGCCUUUUUUGUGUUAAUAAUAAUAAUAGGCCUACUUGCUGGUAUUCUGAAGGGGGAUAUAUAUAUAAGGUGGUCUUUGGCCUCCUCCAGGAUCGCUGUGGACAAUGUCCCUCUGGACCCCCUGGAGGGGAACCCCCCAAACUAGGCAUCUGCCACUCAUCUGCCUCUCGGCAUCCUUGCCCUGCCUCCUCACCGCCUCCUUGGUUCUCACCCACACCACAUCAAACACCCCUUCUGCCUAGGAUUCCAUGUCCCACAGCACUCUUCCUCGCCUCUCUCCGAUAAAGAGUAUUCGCAACCCUGAGACCUCAAAGAGAUUAACUGCUUGGCCUAAAUGAACAAACAGAAUAGCAUAGUUCUAUUUCAUUGCAUAUAUCUUUAAACAACCUUUUCUCACAGUAUAUAUUAUAGCUGUCAAUGAAAAUCACUCAUGACAUCACUACAAUCAUUGUAUUGAGACUGUCAGGACAGUUUAUCUGACUGCAGUGUUUUCACUUCCUAUUUCUAGUUGCCAGGAUAGAUAAAAAAAACUGACUUGGUUGAAAAUCAGAGCUUCCAUUUCCACCAUGACCUCAUCUGAAUCCACCGUUUAUCAUACUUAUAUGAUAUGGCAACACACAACCAGUGCCGCCAAAUAUAAUCCACUUUCAUCAGAACAAUGUAUACAACAGCUGUUUUCCCCGGUCCUCUCCCUCCCAUCUUGGGACAUCUUGUCUGAAUGGCUUACGGUCUAUAGCCAGAAGUCUGGCUGUGACACAGCCCCAAACAAUACUGUAUGGGAACAGCUUCUUUGUGCUUGAGGGAGACAAGCUUCUGGACACUGGCUCAGUGCCAGAUGAGUUGGGAGGGGUAGUUUCUGGACAGGGCCCUGGCGAUAACAAAACAGACUCACUUAUCAGUCACACAUCUCUGGCAAACAAGAUUGAAUGUAAGUGCUCACCCUUAGUAAAGAAUGAAGUUCAUAUGGCAUUAUGUUUGAAGAUCUCAAACAGCUACAUAUUAAUUAUUUGGCAAAUAAAAGCAUUGACUGGAAGAACACCUUCACAGUAGCUCAGCUUUGACCAGGUGUUUGAGGAGUAGACAGGUGACAUGCCUUGGAAGUCAUCUGGGACACAGAUCAGCAUAGACGGAUGUAGCUCUGCCCUCACCAACUACCCAGUAACCAUUCACUCAACCUGUAUACAGAAACAUCAAAUAUCUAAAUAUACCAGAAACCUAAAUUGCUAUUAACAAUAUAUACACUUCACAGAAGAGCAGAAUAGGAAUCAUUGACUCAUUUUGAUGACUUAUGCCUGCUUAGUGAUUAUUUUUCAGUGGGAGAAAAUACAAAAUAAAUGGAAACAAGAGCCA